Molecule: messenger RNA, 1224 nt
Organism: Cyclocybe aegerita
Lineage: Eukaryota; Fungi; Basidiomycota; Agaricomycetes; Agaricales; Hemipholiotaceae
Source: the annotation of a GenBank genome assembly
AUGGAUGUCCUAUAUCUGAAGAAUGCCGAAGUCGAGAGCUUCAAUGGCUGCGGCUACUGCAAGUGGGCCAACAAGGACCCCACUCCUCCUCCCAAGCACUUGGGAUACAGCAAUCCUGGAUGGCCAGGAUGCUGUCGUUCACCCCAGCCUAACGAGUACCUUCUCGUGCCCAUCGCGGACUGGCCGGCAGUCAGUGUCGUCCAUCGCAUCGGGAUCCCCAAGGACAUCGAGUCUCUCCUCAGCUCCCUGGCACUCCCUUCCACGCCUUCCAAACCAAUCAGCGUUCAGACCACUUCUCUGACGACUCGAGCACCACCUUCAAAGCCGUCCAGCCCCUCUUCCAUCCGGAAAAAUAGCGGGUCAAUCACCCCGUCCACCAAAUCAAACAUCCUCUCCACCAAGCCUAUGAACACUCCAACCAUAACGCGCGGUCGAAGCCCUCACGGAUCCAUCAGUCCAGGUGCCAAUCUCUCACGGAGCUCGAGCUCCAGUGCAGUUUCGUCUUCAGUACCGAACUCCUCAUACAUGGAGAACCCGGCCCGGCGGAAGGGAACAUUGACAUCAGACCGGCGCGUCGAGGGAACACAAUCAGCGAGUUCCUCACCUAGCCGUAAAUCUCUCGAUCUCGAGAAUCCGGUUUCUCCCCGGCGCGUCUCGAGUGCUCGACGCCCUGCUCCCUCUCCCGCCACUACGUCGGUGUCCGUUUCAAGAGUUUCCGUUGCCGAUAGUCGCUCGGUGCAAGAUAAAUCAGUCAGGUCGCGUGGAUCCUCUGUCUCGAGCGUCAAUGUUGCACCUCGCGUGACAGAGAGUUUCCUUGCCCCGCGUUCGAAGAAAGAUGACGAUUGCAGCGCAUCCAGCAGCAGUGGUAGCAGCGAUGGUAUGGGUUCACUGUCGGACAGCACCGUGACGUCGGAUGGCGGGUUCACCGACUAUUUGUCGGACGAGUCAGAGGCAGAACUGCAGAGACAAGCUGAAGCAAGAGCAGCGGUGGUUGCACAGAAUCAACAGGAGGAGCAGGAGUUCAAGAUGGCAAGACAGCAGCUCGCCCAUGUCGGCCUCAAACCCCCAAAGUCCUGGAACCCCAACAAUACAUUGCCGAACCCGUCCAAAUCCUCCGCCUCGCCGGGUGGGACCCUGUCUACAUCCAGAAAUGCCAAUGUUUCAACGACUUCUUUCGCAGUUGCUGCUGCUGCGAUGAUGCAGACCGGUCAGGCGCGCGGUUAG